AUGCCACCAGUUUCCACGAUGCCCUUUGGCUUGGACUUCGCAUUCAAGCGGGGAGUAAGGUCUCCUCUUAUUCCGAUAACUUUGGAUGAGGAAGAAGAAAAAGAAACCUUGAAACCUCCUAAAUUCAAGGCUCUAGCUCAGGAAGAUAUCAAAAAGAUAAAAGCUGAGUCGGUCAAGGCGAACACAGAGGAGUUCAACAGAGUCUGGAAAAAGAUCUAGGAGCCAGCGUGGAAUGAAUGGAAGAGGAUGGAAGAGGAAGCAGGUACGGUAACUACAAUUUGUUUCACAGUACAUACCUCGCUAACUUUAAUUUUCAAAGGUCGUCCCAUCGAAGAAGACAGGUCCUUACAUAAUGAACCACCGCGUAUUAAACGCUACGAGUAUUUCAGAGCUUUCCUUGCUAACCACAUUCCCCGAUACCAACUGCCAGAUUUGGACUUGGCCAAAGCGAAGAAGAGAAAACCAAAACAUGAGAAGGGAGGUGGCGCAUUAGUGUCAAAGCUGCCCAACAUAGUUGGGCUGCGAUAUUGGUUGACCGACAUGGGAAGGAGUAUACAUCAGUGUGGCCAUGUGACCGCCGGUUACUUUCAAUCGGUCUACCUGGCUACACACCAAAACCAAUGGGAGAAGAUGACAUUGUGCUUUCUGCCGCAAAUAAUUUGCACACUGCGUGGCGCAUAGCUCCCUCGAAGAAGGAUGAAACAGAUGCGAAGGAUUACCCGUAUGAAGAACAUGCGUGGCAUGAAGAUUCCGACCAGUUCUUUUGGAAUGAUAAGUUGGCUAAAGUCGGAACUUUUCGGGCCGCGUUAGGAAGUUUCCAGUUUCUUUCUUUGAACAGAAUAGACGCCGAUUAG
Molecule: messenger RNA, 854 nt
Organism: Hymenoscyphus albidus
Lineage: Eukaryota; Fungi; Ascomycota; Leotiomycetes; Helotiales; Helotiaceae
Source: the annotation of a GenBank genome assembly